UGCAGAGCAGAGGAAAUCCAGUACUAUAAAAACGCGUCAUCGGGUUAACCCAAAAUUUUCAAAGCCCUAAAAAUCAGAGAUUCCAUUUUCUCUCUCUCUUUCUUUCCGAUUCUGAUUCUAUUUUCUUCACCAACCAACCACACAAAAAUUCUCCGUUUGAUAUCUUCUUCUUUCUUCCGUCCCUAUCCUAUCAAUCUCUCUUUCUCUCUGCCAUCAUGGGACACGAAACAAUGAUGCCGGCGAAAACAACAACAACGCUCGUGUUCACGUACGGAACUCUGAAACGAGGAUUCUCAAAUCAUGUCCUGAUGCAAGAUCUGAUCCGAUCCGGUGACGCUUCUUUCAAAGGAGUUUACCAAACUCUAGACAAAUAUCCUCUCGUCUGUGGACCUUAUCGAGUCCCUUUCCUCCUCAACAAACCUGGAUCAGGUCAUCACGUUACCGGCGAGCUUUACGCGGUUUCUCCUCGCGGUCUCUCUCGUCUCGACGAGCUCGAAGGGAUUAGUCGCGGUCAUUACGUCCGGCAACAGAUCCGUCUCGCAGCGGCGGAGGAUCUGGAAACGGAGACGUCUUCGUCGUCGUGCGUGGUGGAGGCAUAUUACGCGCAUAAGAGCUACGAGGAAGAGCUGUGGAAGAGGAAUAGAGGAAGAUCGUUUGGCGCGUAUACGGAAAACGAAGCGCGUGGGUAUGUGAAACGCAAUGAUAGGCCUCAGCAUCUUAGCUUCUUGGAUCAUAUCCGUAUUUUCGUAUCUUCUCCAUGUGACUGAUUUUUAUUUCUUCGUGGUCUCUUCUCUCUCUCGUCGCUUUUCUAUGUUUGUUUUUUCCUCGGGACAAAAGAAAAAAUAAAACACAAACAACAACUAGUUUUACAACUUGUAAGGGUCCCACCAGUCCGUCCGUCGUAUCCGUACAAUCGGUUUGUUGUUAUCGAUUUGAUUAGAGAGGUCCUGUGAUUGUUGGAUGUCAAAUUUAUGAUUGAUUCCCAUCUUAAAUAAGUUUUUAGGUGGUUAUUGAGUUUAUGGUUAAA
Messenger RNA from Arabidopsis lyrata subsp. lyrata, 1027 nucleotides. RefSeq names its product putative gamma-glutamylcyclotransferase At3g02910. Gene Ontology annotation, molecular function: gamma-glutamylaminecyclotransferase activity. Bases 216 to 767 code for a protein of 183 amino acids. The record is from RefSeq and is a predicted model, not a curated record. The transcript has a single exon. NCBI's taxonomy places the organism in Eukaryota, Viridiplantae, Streptophyta, Magnoliopsida, Brassicales, Brassicaceae.